AUGAUUAUCUGUUGUGAAACAAAUCAGCACGCGCAUGACAAUCACGACCAGACCAUUCCUCCAUUGGGUGAUCUCGCCGUAUCUCAGCUCAGCGAUGAGGAUGUCGGUGACGAGCAUGUUUUGAACGGAGCCGGAAGUGGACUGGCAGUAAAGAAUAAUACACCUUCAGAAAUCGAAAAACCUGACUCUCAAUGGUCUGAACGGACGGAUCAUAUUGCUCAGGUGGAUGAAGAUGGAAAGCCUCUAACUUCCCUACCGAUUACAUCAAAAGCCGGUGAUUUGAAUAUGCAGGUUAAUUUGGCUGAUCCUCCGCAAGGUAAUUCAGCUCAAACCACCGCAGCUGAUGUUAUUCCCACGGACCCAAUCGCUGCCACAAUUAUGGGGGUGGCACCAGAAAAGGAAAACUGUUAUGCGAUUUUGUCUAGCGUGGAUAGUUCACAUCCUGAAGAAACGAAAGUUCCCAACGUCGAGUCAACUCCCACCGUGAGCAACUCAGGUAACAAGAAAAAUUUAAAAUUGUUGGGUGAGGAUGAGGAAAACAAAGAUUCCCCAGUAGUUCCUAUGUCUCCUGAUGAUUUUGUCACUAAUAAAUCAAAGAAGAAGCAUUCGCAUGUCACCGCCAUCAAACUGCCUGAGGUGAGUGAAGUCCAAAGCGCCGUAAAACAAGCAAUCAUCAUCAAAUCCCCAACACCAGCGCAGAACCGUACUAAAUGUGAUGAAGAUUCGGACAGCACACCAAACACUGAUUUAUUAGAAGAUGGUAUCUAUCGAUCUCAUGAAACCCAAUCUCAAUUCAAUCAUACAUUGCCAAUUUUGGUCCAUCGACGCAUCUCCCGUUUUAUACGCACUCGAGAUACCGGAACGCUAGUCCUAACGGAGAAGUUGGACGCACAAACAUCUAUGUAUGUGUGUGCUGAAGGCAGUCAGAGCGAUUCGCAAAAUAUCAUUCCCGAAAUAGCCGAUUUGUCUACAAUAUCUGACACGGGUACCUCAGUCAGCUUACUUACAUCAGCCGAAAAUCCCCAACAAAAAAGUACGGCCACUUCAGAAAGACGUCCAUCUAAAAUGGAGAAGGCGUUACAGUUGUCCAAAUGCAUACCACUGCCGGCCGUGAAAUAUGAUGGAGGAGGAUCCAAAACUAAAUAUGAGGAGGAUAUGACUACCUUGGUGUCUUCAACCAAUACUGAAACCGAAAGUGACACUGUUCUGAUUGACAAUAAAGCGUCCAAGGAAUCACGUGAACACUUCGAACUGUGUCGUCACGCAGCGCCAUUAGUGGAAAAGAUUAGUUCCUACACGGAACACAGCACAGCGUGUCAAAUCUUGCUGCAGCCCGAGAAAGACUCGGAGGAGCCGCUGUCCAAAUUCAGUGUGGUUGGUGUUCAAACUGAAACCGUAAUUAUUGUGGACGAUGAAAGUUACUCUACUGACGGUCCGUACAACGUGGACAAGGAGAGAGAAAGUAUACUUCGUACACCCAGUCUAGCUGACGGAAAACAAAACCGAUCCAGUAUUGUGGAAGGUUUGUUGGGUGAGGAACCAACCACCGCGCCGAUUGUCCCGUCCACAGUACAGCCAACAACUCAAAACGCUUCGCUUAGAGGAGGAGGAUCACGAAAAAACAGUGUGGCACGUGCACAAAAAUUGGAAGAACCAAAUCAAUACGAGUCCACGGCCCAGGUCUCUAUUAAUCCGAAUGAGGACACCAAAUACUCCGCUCAAGUCGAAUUGAACGUGGAACUCGAACAAACCUCCGAGAACCCGGAAGAAAGCACAUUUGAUCGGACAAUACAAGAGGAUACCAUCAAACCUAAAACCGAGGAAAUAGACCGUUGUUCGAUGGAGCUAACAGACUUUUUGCAAGUGGUCCAAUCAGCUGAUGAUUUUGAAGUCCUCGGAGACGAGUCAUCAGUGACUGAGAAACCAGACAUACCACAAUUAAAAGCCGGAGUGAAAGAACCCACUUCAUCCGACUAUAUUAGGACAAACGGGGAUGGGAACGUAAGCGGUAAUUUGGUUGAACAAAGACGGCGAUCCAGUGAGAAAGAAAAACUUCCAAAUACAAAUAACUCGAACGAAGAAACGAAAGACGCAAAGGACGGGAAUGGUAUACCUGAUCAGAAUAGCACAUCAUUAAAUGACUCAAAACCGGAAACCACAGAAGAGUAA
Messenger RNA from Echinostoma caproni, 2169 nucleotides. The record is from the annotation of a GenBank genome assembly. NCBI's taxonomy places the organism in Eukaryota, Metazoa, Platyhelminthes, Trematoda, Plagiorchiida, Echinostomatidae.